AUUUAAGUGAUCCGCUUCCAGUCAUUGUACGAGUGUUUCAGCUUGGGUUGUGCCUAACAUGGAUUCCUACUGCUUCAGACUCAGUGCUGUGCUGUUGCUGGCAGCAACCGGUUUGCUCCAAACAUCAGCUUUUACAGUUAAUCAUGGCGAGCAAGUGACGACUUGUGAUUGGUAUCCGAUGAACAUCCAUCAUCUACACUGUGAUCAUGGCGUGAUCACCGUGCGGCAGGCUUUGUACGGUCGUGCUAACUCUCAUAUCUGCACUGAGGGCAAAUCGCCGCGGGAGCUAGCGAACGUAAAGUGUUCUCGGCCCGGCACAACUGAGCAACUUAAGAAAAGCUGCGAUGGAAAGUCAAUGUGUGAAGUGGCCAUUGAUGACUUCCGCACCCCUGAUCCCUGUGUUGACACCUUCAAAUAUUUGCAGACCAACUUCUCCUGCUUACCUGCAGUUACUUGCGUGGUGUGUGAAGAAUCGGAGGCGCGUUUGUAUUGUGAGCAUGGACAAGUUAUUUUUGUCUUUGGUGCUGACUUCGGGCGCAGAGACCAGACGACGUGCGCCAGACAAAAGCCUCUAAGCGAGAUCCAAAACGUCCAAUGUGUGCACCCAACUGACAUCGUCGCCAAGAGGUGCAAUGGGAAAAAAAGUUGCAGGAUCAUGGCCAGUAGAGACGUGUUUGGAGAACCCUGUGAAGGCACCUACAAGUAUUUGGAAGUUUCUUACACGUGUCACUAUCCUGGGCAAAAUUUCUAAAGUGGUGGCAUUGACAGCUGUUUGAGUCCAUGGUGCAACUGUCCCAAUACUCUUAAGUGAUUGGGUCAGACAUCACUGUUCAUUUUUCUUUUUUCCAAUAAAAAUACUUGAGAC
Hippocampus zosterae (dwarf seahorse) is the source of this 865-nucleotide messenger RNA. RefSeq names its product L-rhamnose-binding lectin SML-like. Bases 59 to 751 code for a protein of 230 amino acids. Gene Ontology annotation, molecular function: carbohydrate binding. The transcript has 9 exons. Lineage: Eukaryota; Metazoa; Chordata; Actinopteri; Syngnathiformes; Syngnathidae. The record is from RefSeq and is a predicted model, not a curated record.